AUGUUUCUUUGCAUUGAACGCGUACACUACUGUCUGGCGGUGCCGCAGCUUUGUAUCCUCUCAGCACGACAUGAUCUCCAGGAACAUGGCGCGAGACACUACUCAACGAAGUACAGUCAGACAGCCAGCAUGACUGCCGCUGUACCACGUAACCACAUCGGCCACACACACACACACCCUCGGAUGAAUCAUCUUCGCCGCCGAACCGGGUUACUCUUCGACAUCCGCACCAAGCCUUGGCACUGGACUGUGUCUCGGCGCUGGAGCUCUACGCAGACAGCAAAGGCAUACAAAGCGAUCUCUACCGCAGUAAUCGCGCCGCAUUUCGCAGACCGACUGCCCUCUAAGAGCAGAAGAACAUUUGGUCGUUCUCAAAUCGCCCACCGAGCACGACUACACAGCGCAUUGGCACAUCGGACCUGGAUGUUUCAAAGAAAAUUCGCAACGAAUCAGAAAUUUCAUCAACUCUUUGGGCCGCUACCUAGUGUCUUUCACUCCGAUGCAUCAAGAGCGCGUUGGCACAUCGGAGUGGAAGCACUGAAAUUCUCCAAUCCUGGAUUUCUAUGGUUCGCAGCGAAUCAGAAAUUUCAUCUCAACUAA
This is a messenger RNA of Pseudocercospora fijiensis CIRAD86, 600 nucleotides long. RefSeq lists its product as uncharacterized. Bases 1 to 600 code for a protein of 199 amino acids. The transcript has 5 exons. Lineage: Eukaryota; Fungi; Ascomycota; Dothideomycetes; Mycosphaerellales; Mycosphaerellaceae. The record is from RefSeq and is a predicted model, not a curated record.